Molecule: messenger RNA, 3853 nt
Organism: Aedes albopictus (Asian tiger mosquito)
Lineage: Eukaryota; Metazoa; Arthropoda; Insecta; Diptera; Culicidae
Gene: Rab3GAP1
Product: rab3 GTPase-activating protein catalytic subunit
Exons: 6
Coding region: 556-3393 (945 amino acids)
Biological process (GO): positive regulation of GTPase activity
Molecular function (GO): GTPase activator activity
Source: RefSeq, a predicted model, not a curated record
UUAUCUGAAACUUUGCCGAAUAAAAUUGGGGUCGCACACGCAUACCAAAGUCGUGAGCGAGCUGUGAAGGCAACUCUCCACGCGGUGAAUGUAAAUUACAUUCACGCCGUGGAGAGUUGUGUUUGCUGCCUUCUGUUGACUAAACUAUUAAUUCUACGCUAAUAUAUUCUUCUACAAAGUUUCAGAUAAAACAAAAAUGAAAAAGUGUUCCAUACAUUGAUUAUGCUGCGAUGUUUCUGAAGCGAGUUAACAGCAAGCGAAUGUAAAUGAUUGCAAAUGAAUGAUCCCAUCCUUGCUUAUGCCCUUAUCACAUGUUACGCUAGAACUUAUUUCUAUCUGAAAAUGUUUUUCAUGUAAUUUGUUUUACAAUAUACUUCACCUAACUUUUGAAAAGGGCAUAUUGUGAAAACCUAAUUUUCUUCUCAAUAAAGUUAUAACACGAAAACGGUUUGGCAAUACAUAUUUCCAGCAUUACGAACUGCAGAAGCUUUGUGUACAACUUUAAACAGCGUUAAUCUUUGACAUCGAGCAACAACCACUUAAGUGCAACCCAAAAUGCUGAACGAAGAAGUAGAUGACUCGGAGUUCUUCCAGCAGGACUUCACCACCGCAUCGGAGUGGGAGAUAUUCAACGCUCGGUUGGAAGAAAUUUUCCACGAGUGGAAGCUAUCCUACGUGACAUCCGGGUACCAUGCUUCCUUGGAACAGAAUCAACUUUCACUCUGCGAGUGGACCCACCUGAAAGAAAGGAUUAAAUUUGCUGACGUUGAGCUGGAUGUUGUCAGAUACAAAGCUAACAUUCCGGGUCGGGAAUUAACUGGAGAGGAUGGCGUCCGAGACGGCUGCCAAGCGUUCGUCGAUUUGAUGGCCAAUGAAAACGACUACUGUAUUGUUGACCAGAAGGUUGACGAUGGACAACUGCAUCCGCUGGCCCAGUGGUACGGAUUGCGAGAGUUUGUCGUGGUGGUUCCGGUGAAGAACUCCAUCACCAACGAGAGCCAAAUUGGGAUCCUGAUGAGUUCGAUCCAUAUUGCUGUGUCGGAGAGUGGUUGUGACGUUCCGGUGUUUGUGCAGGUGUUGGACAAGGUCCAGAAUGUGUUCUUGGGAGUUUGCGAAUCGGGCUCGACGCGAUUGUCGUUCGACAUUGUACACUUGAAUGUAACGCCGCCGACGUGCAAGUAUCUUUCGGGUUUGCUGGAUGUUUUCAAGGGAAAAAUUGGCGUAUCGUAUGCGGAUCCGGUGGCGGUGUCAGUUCGGUUCACCUACUCGCUGACCAAGUUUCUGAGUGCUUCGUUCGCAGUCUCUAAGAACAUCCCAUUCUCCAACAACGGUGAAGAUGAGAAAGAUUCUACCAUAUCGCUUCCGUUUGGAGUCGCUAUCGAUCCAGUAUCGGAACUGAUCCUGCAUUGCACGUGGCCACACGUCGCUGAUAACGUAGUUGUCGAUUCCCAAUCCUACUCGGAUUUUGAUCCACUGACGGCCCCAGUUUGGACCUUGAGGGCUCGCUUCGAAGAUGCUCCGGUUUGCUACAUGUCGGAUUGCGUUCAGGAGUUUUUGCAAGUUUCCGAAUCACGUCGGGCCAUAACUGAAUACUUUCCGGAACUUGCCGUCGGAGCUACGCAGAACUUGGAAGGGACAAAAGCACUGGAACGCUUGACGGAAUCCAAGAUCCCAACUUUGUCAUCGGUUAUACCGGGGAUUGCAACUAGUGGUGGGAAGAAGGACACUAUUAAACUUGAAGGUCCGUUGAACGACGAACUGCUAAAAGACAUGUUGUACUACCUAUUCCCCGAUGCUCAAAACGACGCAAGUCACCAGUAUCACAUACCGUCGGCGGGACAGACGGAAUUCGAUCCUUUGAAAAUAAAAUCUGCCCAUCCGGAUUCAUUGGUUCAUCGGUUGGCCAAGCUCUUGGCUGCAUGUAAUUCGUAUUAUGGUGGAAAACGUGCGGUGGCCCAGCUGUGGGCUGAGUUUGCUCAGGAGAUGCGCUAUCGAGUGGAACGUUGCAUUUAUAUUCCGGGUGUUGCCGCUGGGUUCCCGGAUUCGAGAACAUGCCUGCUCCAUCAGAAGCUGCAGAUGCUGAACGUUUGCAUGGAACGGAGGAGAAUUCGCGAGGGAGGAUUACCCUUCUCGAUGACUGGUGGAGGCGGCAGUGGAGAAGGCGGAGCGGAAGGUCGCGAGGGAAACCACGACUCCGAGGAUGAGUUCUUCGAUUGUUCCGAUGAGGAUGAGGAAGAAUCCAAGAGGCGUCACGCCCCAUGGAACCAACCGGUUGGCCGUCUGUCGAAGCUCGGCAAAAUGCUACUGGUCGACUCGGACGAACCACUUUACAUUCCGAUCACUCAAGAGCCGGUGCCGAAAACGGAAGACCAGCUGGAAGACGACGCCGAAGUGAUGCUCAAACUGGGGCCCGGCAGCGAGCUGUGCACCCAGAUGAUGAGCGCUUCGUUGCUGUCCGACAUGGAGAGUUUUAAGGCAGCUAAUCCGGCUGGGAAGCUGGAGGACUUCAUCAGGUGGUACAGCCCGAGGGAUUGGAUUGAGGAGGAUACGGAUGAGAGGGACCCCUUUGGGAGGAAGGGCCAUCUAAGUUCGAGGAUGAUGAUUCCGGGGAAUACUUGGCAGACGGUUUGGGACGACGCAAGACCGGUGCCCGCUAGACGACAGAGGCGUUUGUUCGACGACGCCAAGGAGGCGGAAAAGGUGCUUCACUAUUUCGAUUCGAGAAGUUUGGGCCAGAUCGCCCAGCUAACCAUGGCGGCGUUGUUUCAUUCGGCUUUGAGAACACUGCAGGACGAAGCUGGAACGGACAGCGAGAUCAUUCCCAGCUUUGCGGAGAAUUUUGAAAAAGUAAUGAGCACAUGUUGUAAACUUUCACGGGAAAAUUGGAUCAGCUCUGCGCCGACUCCUCGGGGAACAUCUGUGAAGAAGUUUGAGAGUCUUCUGUCCGAUAUCACGCAGCUAGAAAAUGUGAUAAUUCAGGUAAGAAGCCUCCGGAAGAAGCUUUUCCCCCCACCGGAAGAUGAAACCGAACCAGCUUUGGAUAAAACGACGGUGGAGAAAGCGAUGCUAUCCCAACUGCUGAAAGCACUCGAAACCGAACUGGACGAUGGGGCGAAAAGCACGAUUUCGAAGCGAGUUCUCGGUAUGUUCACCGAGGCGAAGAUGGCGGCUAACGAGCAGGCGAACGAGCAAACGGUGGCGUUGGUAAGCUUUAUGCUCGCUGAUGGAGCUUAUUUUACUCUGCCGGAUCCGGUUGAAAAGCAGUUCACUUUGAGACUUGGCGGUAAAACUAUCAACAAAGGAAUGGGUUCGCCGCAAUUUAUGAGAGCAAUACUGACCCAUAAUGAAUUCCGUUUAUGUGGAGCAUUUAGCCAAAAUACAACGUUUUAUUAAGACGAAUGAUGCAUGCGGUUCAUCAAUUCAACAUUGUUUCAUAUUUUCAGAGAAAUAAAAGACGAAGUUUGCUGUUCUAAUAUACAGGUCGGACUCGAUUAUCCGGAGUCGGGUUCACAUGCUUCUCAAUCAUAUAUCUAGGUAACGGAACGCUCUAUAAAACUGAAAUUUUGACAGUUUGUCAAGCCAACUUUGAUCAGUGAUCAGUGAAAAUUGCAGAUUCUUACAGCAUUCCGUUUGUGAGAUUUUAUUAUGGGAAGCGCCAGAACCCGACCCCGGAUAAUCGAGUCCGAACUGUAAUGAGAUUUUCAUGGUCACCCUAUCUAAUACCAGAUCGUUGAUGCAGUUGAAUGAAAGGACAAAGUGGAGGUCAGAAAGGAUAAGAUCAUAUAUUUUGAGGAGAAUAAAAAUAUGAUAAACAUGUACAUUAUUAUAAAAAUACAAUCAUUAUUAUUAUUUA